This is a messenger RNA of Sinocyclocheilus grahami, 2102 nucleotides long. Its product is annotated as crystal protein. The coding region runs from base 372 to 2102 and encodes 576 amino acids. NCBI's taxonomy places the organism in Eukaryota, Metazoa, Chordata, Actinopteri, Cypriniformes, Cyprinidae. The record is from RefSeq and is a predicted model, not a curated record. Gene Ontology annotation, molecular function: cholinesterase activity. The transcript is spliced from 8 exons.
UAAAGAGCAUAAUUGAGGCGUCUUUUUGUGUGUGUGUGUGCAUGUACCAUGGUAUUAUUUUUUAGAAAAUUAGAGUGCCACAUGAAUCAGAAAUUAGUUCAUAAAUUUGUGUCUAAGAGGGCAAAUCACUGAUUCAACUUGUAGUAUCAAGACCAAGGGAAUGCAUGAAUGUGAUUUAAUAUUCUAAAGCACAGACAGUCUGCUUGUCAUUAUACACACACACACACACACACACACACACACAGAGAGUCUCAGUGUGCAGCAUAAUAAGAGUCACAAGUGCUGAAGCAGCUCAAACUGAGCACUCGUCCAUCCAGUUUCGGACCAGCGUGCAUCAGUCCAUCCCGACAGCAGGAGCAGCAGGAGUAAAUAUGCAUGUUUUGGGUCUGUUUAUGGUGGUGUCUGUGUUCAUCAGCACUGGAUCUGCUUCAGAUGAUCAGAUGGAGCUAGCAGCUUUACUGCGCAGCGUCUCUUCAGCAGCACUGAUCCGAGAUCAGCCGCUCACCGGCCCACAGACUGCUGCUGCCGGACCCAAGCUGCUGAUUAAAGACGGGCUCAUCCAGGGCCUGAUGCUGGACAAGUCCUAUGUGUUUUAUGGGAUCCCGUUCGCAGAUCCUCCUGUGGCGGCGUCCCGCUGGAAACCGCCCCGUCCUGUCACGCCGUGGAGAGGGGUGCAUGAUGCCACCUAUCCCAGAGCGGCGUGCAUGCAGGCCUGCAUCGGACCCAUUGCUGACGAGUGUCCCAAGAAGGUGAGUGAGGACUGUCUGUACCUGAACGUCUUCGUUCCUCUGAGUGUGAAUCUGGCGGCUCCGCUGCUGAAGCUGCUGCCGGUGAUGCUGUGGAUCCACGGCGGGGAUUUCAUCGCGGGCUCCGCAUCCAAACAGCUCUACGACGGCCGUUACAUCAGCAACUUCACGCAGACGCUGGUCGUGAGCGUCGCCUACCGCCUGGGCGCGUUCGGCUUUCUAGUGUCAGGAAAAGACCCAUGGACUUCCGCCGCGGGGAAUUAUGGGAUUCUGGACCAGCAGGCGGCGCUGCUCUGGGUCCAGCAGAACAUCGCGGUGUUUGGAGGAGACCCGAGCAGGGUGACUCUGUUCGGCGAGAGCGCCGGCGCUCAGUCAGUCAGUCUUCAUCUGAUGAUCCAGAGCAGUGAAGCGCUCUUCAGACAGGCCGUUUUCCAGAGCUUACCCUUCUCCAUUCCUCUGAAAACACGGCACGAGUCUCUGAAGCUCGGGAAGAACUUCGCUAAAUCAGCAAACUGCUCAGUUCUGGAGCUGCCGUGUCUUCAGUCUCUGAGUCCUCAGGAGGUGCUGAACGCACAGAUCAAAUCCAGCUCAAAGGUGCUGAAUCCCUUCCGCUUUCUAGAGCAGUUUGAGAGCUGGGGGCCGUAUGUGGACGGAGAGCUGAUCAGAGAGCAGGCGGUCAGUGCCUUCCUGAAGGGACACUGGCAGAAGGACAAGCCCGUGCUGCUCGGGACCACCUCAGAAGAAGGAGUGAUCUUUGUGUACGGCGUCUUCAUGAAGCCCGUGUCAGCGGUCGAGUGCACCGUCUACACCACGGCCAUCUUCAAACAACACGCCAUCAAAAUCCUGCGCAAAUACCUGCCGCUGUACAGCGCCGCAGACCGCAGGGACAUGCUGGCACAGAUUGUGACUGACUACAUCUUCCUGUGUCCGUCGCGGAGGUCGGCUCGCGCCGGCGUGGCGUCUGGGAGCUCGGUGUGGAUGUACGUGUUCGAUCACGUGGCGAGCGAUCCUGGCGUGUGGUCGGGUCUGACGUUCUGUUACCGUCACGCGUGUCACGGCGCAGAGCUGCCGUUCGUGUUCGACUCGGCGCCGGUGGCGAACCUCAGCAUGACUCCGGCGGAGCGGCUGCUGUCCAAUCGGAUGCUGUGUUACUGGGGCGCGUUCGCUCACACCGGCGACCCCGGAUCUCACGCCGACUCCAGCGCGUUCUGCCGACAGCAGCGUCCGCCGGCGUGGCCGCGCUACACGGCUAACAGCGGCUGGCUGAUCAUGAACCUCACGCUGCAUUCACACGCGCAGACCGGAUCGCGCGAAGACAUCUGCGACUUCUGGGACACGCUGGGAAUCUAUCCAUAG